Paralichthys olivaceus (Japanese flounder) is the source of this 1597-nucleotide messenger RNA. It is a transcript of the gene ccnh, whose product is annotated as cyclin H. Gene Ontology annotation, cellular component: transcription factor TFIIK complex; nucleus. The record is from RefSeq and is a predicted model, not a curated record. NCBI's taxonomy places the organism in Eukaryota, Metazoa, Chordata, Actinopteri, Pleuronectiformes, Paralichthyidae. Gene Ontology annotation, biological process: regulation of transcription by RNA polymerase II; regulation of cyclin-dependent protein serine/threonine kinase activity; DNA-templated transcription. Gene Ontology annotation, molecular function: cyclin-dependent protein serine/threonine kinase regulator activity.
CGUGACGUAACAAGAAAGCGACGCGCAUCCAUCUGUUGUUGUUCUCAGCGGGAACUGCAGUAACUGACGUGAAUGGAUAUUUCUAUUGAAUCCCAGUGAGCAGAGAGCAGACUGGUUGUGUUUGCGGUGGAUCUGUGUGUUCGUGUGUGCGGCAGAUGAUUUCCUGCUCGUCCCGACAGAGACAGACAUGUUCCACAACAGCUCCCAGAGAAAGUACUGGAUCUUCCACCAUGAGGACGAGGUGGAGCACAGGAGAUGUAAAGCGAACCAGAAGGUCCGCAACAAGAUACUAGAGAGUGUGAAGCACGGGGUCAGUGACUCCAUGUUUCUGGAGCGUCAUGAGGAAGACGUGUUAUUCAGACAUUAUGAGAAGAGGCUGCUGGAUUUCUGCAACAUGUUCAAACCUGUCAUGCCCAAGUCUGUGGUGGGUACAGCCGUCAUGUACUUCAGAAGAUUCUACCUGAACAACUCCAUCAUGGAGUACCACCCUCGGAUUAUCAUGCUGACGUGUGCAUACCUCUCCUGUAAGGUGGAUGAGUUCAACGUGUCCAGCACCCAGUUUGUGGGGAACCUUGUGCAGGAGAGCCCAGCAGGACAGGAAAGAGUCCUGGAGCAAAUCCUGGAAUACGAGCUCCUGCUAAUCCAACAGCUCAACUUCCACCUGGUGGUCCACAACCCCUACAGACCCAUGGAGGGUCUGCUCAUCGACAUCAAGACUAGAUACCCCACUCUGGAGAAUCCAGAGUCACUGAGGAAGAGUGCAGACGACUUUCUGACACAGGCCACCAUGACAGAUGCAGGGCUGCUGUUUCCCCCGUCUCAAAUCGCUCUGACAGCUAUUCUGAACAGCGCUUCGAGAGCCAGUCUCAGCAUGGAGAGCUACCUGACUGAAUGCCUGGGACUGAAAGGGGACAAAGAGUCUCUGUCAAAGAUGUACGAGUCAAUGAGACGGAUGAAAACCCUCCUGAAGAAGUAUGAACUUCCUAAAAUGGAGGAGGUGAAUGUUUACAAACAGAAGCUGGAGAGGAUUCACGCUGAAUUUGGUAUUUCAAGCAACAAACGAAAGAGAGGAUAUGAAGAAGACGGCCACGUAGCAAAAGAACCACGUUUGGCAGAAGAGGAGUGGACAGAUGAAGACCUGAUAUGAGCUCCAUGCGGCUGUAGAAUUUCUACUUACUUCCAGUAUUGAGCUGCCAGUGACCAAAACACAAUGAUGUCUCAAACAGUUUGCAAGUGUUCAUGUCAUUUACUUUCCCACAUGACACCGCAGUAAAUCAUUUGUUCUACGUAAAGAAUAAAGAUAUUUUUCUACAAAUUGUGUUUCUGUGGAUUUAAGUCAGAAUGGUGAACUAACUAACAGAAUGUAUCACAUUAUACUACUUGCAUGUUUCUCCACCUUCGUCAGGGGACAAUGAAGGAGUCUGUAAUCUACUUUACAAAAACGUUUAAUAAGUGCAUGCAUGUCUGAUACAGUCUGUACUAUUCAAUUUUUUUUUACUGUUGUAAACACUUUCAUUUUACUUGGUUUCUCUGAUUAUGUGUCUUGUCUGGCAUUCAGAAGCUUAAAAAAAGGCUUAACCAAAUAAUCCAAAAAAAA